AAACCCUAAAUGUUAAAAAAAAAAAUAAAAAAAAUCCCCAAAACCCUAAAACAACACGCAUUAUCAUCAUCAUCGUUGUAUUGCACGAAACAGAAGUUCAAGUCUCACUGAAAUCAACAAAAUUGUUUCCUCUUUAGAACUACUGAAUGGGUAAAUUAGGGAAGAAAGCACGAAAAUUUGCAAAGAAAAAUCUACAAUCAGUUCUAAGAAACCAAAGAAAAUUGAAAUCUAAGUUCAAAAGAAAAGCUUCAAAAGGGGAAAAUCACGAUGUUGAAGAAAUUGAAGAUGUUGAAGCUGUUACAAAUCCUUCAAACACUGUUGUUGAAGAAAUUGUAGAUAUAUCACUUGAUAAUGUGUUUAGUGAUAAUGAAAAUGAGGUGGUUGGUGAUGAUUCAGAUAGUGAUGGGUUUCUUUCAGAGGACUCAAGCUGUGCACAUGUAACUGGAAGUGAUGAUGAAAACGAAAAUGAUAUUGAGAAUGGCAAUGGUGGUAGUUCAUUAUCAGUCCAAAACAGGGAAAUUUUUGCAGAACUUUUGAAGAAAGAAAAGAGGUUGAACAAAUUGAAAAAAAAGUUUCCAAGGUUUUCUAAAUUUCUGGAAAGUCAUGAUGUAGGCACUGGACAAGAUUCAGAUGAAGAAACUGAUUCAGAUAAUGAAAGAUUAGAUAGAGAGCUUGAUGACAAUGCAGGUACUCGGGUGGGUAAAAUAUUGACAAGUGCAUCUGUUGAGUCUUUGUGUAAACUGGUCAAAGAACAACAUAGUCUGCCUUCCCUCACUUGUCUCAUAAAUGCUUAUAGGGCGGCAUGCCACAGUGAUUCUGAAACAACCAGUGUCAGUGGUAGUGUCUUAUCCAGCGGCAUUCAGAUGAGUAAAUCUUUCUGCACAAUAUUAAUGUUCAUGCUGCAUGAGGCUGAUACUAUGUUUAGGAUAUUAAUGGGAAUAUCAAGCUCAAGUUCAAAGAAGGAAGCUGUUUUGGAUUCAAAGAAUAAAGCUAAAUGGUUAUCUCUUAGGCCACUUAUUAAGUCAUACUUAAGGAGUACUGUGUUUCUCCUGAACCAGAUCACUGACUCUGAGAUAUUAGCGUUCACAAUUUGUCGACUCAGAGCUUCAAUAAUUUUUCUGUCUGCAUUUCCAUCUUUAGUGCACAAGCUUCUCAAGAUUUGUGUUGAUCUCUGGGCCACAGGUGAUAGAUCUCUGUCAUCACACUCAUUUCUUAUGAUACGAGAUAUUGCAUCUGUGUGUACCUCGAAUAUGUUAGACGUCUGCUUUGUCAAAACAUAUAAAGCCUUCAUCAGUCGCUCUCCAUCUGAACAUACACAUUUUCUAAGGAACUCCUUUGUGGAGCUAUGUUGUUUAGAUGUGCAGAAGUCGUCAAAUAAAGCAAUGAUAUGCAUAAGGCGUCUAGGUGAGAUAUUGCUCAAGGGGUGGCAAACAAAAAAGAAGGAGGUGGUUGAUAAAAUUUGUAGUUGGCAGUACAUCAAUUGCAUUGAUCUCUGGGUUUCAUUUAUAUCAGAAAACAUACACGACUAUGAUCUUCAGCCAUUGCUGUAUAUGCUUGCUCAAAUUAUAAAUGGAGUUGUUCUCCUCUUUCCUGGGCCUAGAUAUUUGCCACUGAGACUCAGAUGUAUCCAGUGGCUUAAUCGUCUUGCUGGAUCUAGUGGUGUUUUCAUCCCGGUUACAUCAUUAGUGAUGAAUUUUCUAGAAUACAAUAUUACCAAGGAUGGUGGGAAACCUGGCAAAGUGUUUGAAUUUGAACCUUUGUCUACCAUAAAGCUUCCAAAGCAAUGGUUAAAAUCACGUGAGUUUCAACAAGAGUGUGUCUCAUCUACCAUUGAACUCCUUUCAGAGCACUUUGCACAAUGGAGCUACCAUGUAUCUUUUCCCGAACUUGCAACAGCUCCACUUGUCUACCUAAAGAAGAUAGUUGAGAAGACCUCUAAUGAGAAUUUCAAACGAGUUAUCAAGCGUUUCAUUGAUCAGGUGGAGUUGAAUAUUGACUUUGUGCAAAAGAAAAGAGACGAUGCGCCUUUCUCCCCAAAUGAUCAGCAGUCUGUUGAAUUGUUUCUUCAGGCCGAGAAACGUAGCGGUAAUAAUCCAUUUACUCAAUACUACAAGAGCAUCAUGCGCAAAGCUGUUUCUAGGAAAACGAUUACAAAGAGGAAGUCUCCGGGCAAAGGAAAGAAGAAGAGAAUGCAACAUUCAAAUGGCGUUGUUGAUGGCAACCCUACUGAUUCUUUGAAGAAGCAGAAAAUAAAGCAUCCAAAUGGCGUUGUUGAUGGCAAUGUUGCUGAUUCUGGAAAGAAUUAACGCUUCUUGCUUUCAUGAUUUGGUUCUUGGGGUUGAAGAAAACAGAUAUUACGUUCUUGUACACUUUGUUGUACCUUACUUUUGGUCUGAAAUUUAACAGCAUUGCAGAUGAAUUUUGUUUCGCUCGUUGGACCUGAUGAGCAUCAAUUUUGAAAUAUUUAUUCCAGAGUCCUUAGGUUUUAUUUUAAAGGAAAUGUAAUGUAAGAGAUUGAAAUUUUGUAACUUAUUCGGAGAUUCCAAAUAUUGUGUGGCCAUGGAUA
Messenger RNA from Trifolium pratense (red clover), 2566 nucleotides. RefSeq names its product nucleolar complex protein 2 homolog. The transcript is spliced from 12 exons. NCBI's taxonomy places the organism in Eukaryota, Viridiplantae, Streptophyta, Magnoliopsida, Fabales, Fabaceae. Bases 147 to 2306 code for a protein of 719 amino acids. The record is from RefSeq and is a predicted model, not a curated record. Gene Ontology annotation, cellular component: Noc1p-Noc2p complex; nucleolus; nucleoplasm. Gene Ontology annotation, biological process: ribosomal large subunit biogenesis.